Messenger RNA from Penicillium macrosclerotiorum, 456 nucleotides. Its product is annotated as EMC6 family protein. The record is from RefSeq and is a predicted model, not a curated record. Lineage: Eukaryota; Fungi; Ascomycota; Eurotiomycetes; Eurotiales; Aspergillaceae. Gene Ontology annotation, biological process: protein folding in endoplasmic reticulum; autophagosome assembly. Gene Ontology annotation, cellular component: membrane; endoplasmic reticulum; EMC complex. The transcript is spliced from 2 exons. The coding region runs from base 1 to 456 and encodes 151 amino acids.
AUGGCUCCAACAAAGCAGGAACUCUCGCUGCUGGUGAACCCCCUCGUUCCCGAGGCCGUGCAGCACAACUACCGGGUCCUCUCCUCCCUCCACUCCCUAACGGCCUUCCUCCUCGGCCUCUCAGCUGGCGUGCUUGCUUUGCAAUCCACUGCCGGCUUCGCCUUCUACUUCCUCGGCACCGUCCUUGUCUCGGGUCUUUUUCACUUGGUGCUACUCUACCGGUCCGGCGGUGCCGGCGCCGGAGCCUUCUUCCCUGGCAGCAAUGGCGGCGAAAUCGAGGGCCGCAUUUCGAUGGACCCGCGUAGCGGGGCCGUAUCCAUGCAGAAGGAGAAUAAGGGCCUAUUUGUUUUACGGAAGGGUGCGUGGAGAGAUGUGUGGUUUGGCGGCGGUGUGAUGAGCGAGGCGCUGAGUGGAUUUGUGCUGGGGUGGGCUGGUGUUGGAGGUGUGUUGAGGUGA